Talpa occidentalis (Iberian mole) is the source of this 2573-nucleotide messenger RNA. RefSeq names its product NIMA related kinase 5 (gene NEK5). The coding region runs from base 39 to 2540 and encodes 833 amino acids. Gene Ontology annotation, molecular function: protein kinase activity; ATP binding. The transcript has 23 exons. Gene Ontology annotation, biological process: protein phosphorylation. The record is from RefSeq and is a predicted model, not a curated record. Lineage: Eukaryota; Metazoa; Chordata; Mammalia; Eulipotyphla; Talpidae.
GAAGCCGACGGAGCAGGAACCUCUGUUCAUUGGAGACUAUGGAUAAGUAUGAUGUGGUUAAGGCCAUUGGGGAAGGUGCCUUUGGGAAAGCAUACUUGGCCAAAGGGAAGUCAGAUGGCAAGCACUGUGUCAUAAAAGAGAUCAACUUUGCGAAGAUGCCCAUCCAGGAAAAAGAAGCUUCAAGGAAAGAAGUCAUUCUUCUGGCAAAGAUGAAGCAUCCCAACAUUGUAACCUUCUUCAGUUCAUUCCAAGAGAACAACAGGCUGUUUAUUGUGAUGGAGUACUGUGAUGGAGGGGACCUUAUGAAGAGGAUCAGUAGACAACGAGGAGUGCUAUUUGGUGAAGACCAGAUUCUGAGUUGGUUUGUACAGAUUUCUCUAGGACUAAAACAUAUUCAUGACAGGAAGAUCUUACACAGGGAUAUAAAAGCACAGAACAUAUUUCUUAGCAAGAAUGGAAUGGUUGCAAAGCUUGGGGACUUUGGUAUAGCAAGAGUCCUAAACAAUUCUAUGGAACUUGCUAGAACUUGUGUCGGCACACCUUACUACCUGUCCCCAGAGAUCUGUCAAAAUAAACCCUACAACAAUAAAACGGAUAUUUGGUCUCUUGGCUGUGUCUUAUAUGAGCUCUGCACACUCAAGCAUCCUUUUGCAGGUGACAACUUACACCAGCUAGUUCUAAAGAUUUGUCAAGCCCAUUUUGCCCCAAUAUCUCCAAGGUUCUCCCAUGAACUUCGGUCCUUGAUAUCUCAGCUUUUUAAAGUAUCCCCCAGAGAUCGUCCAUCUAUUAAUUCCAUUUUGAAAAGGCCCUUUUUAGAGAAACUUAUUGCCAAGUAUUUGACUCCUGAGGUCAUUCAGGAAGAAUUCAAUCAUACCCUCCUAAGCGGAGCAAGACCAUCAGCUUCUCGACCUGCUAGGAAGGUGGUUCCAGAUUCUAAUAAACAGAAGGUGAGAUUCCAGGGAAAGUGCCUACCAAGAUCAAGGAUAUCUGUACCAGUUCAAAGGAAGGAUAUAUUACAUAGAAAGGAAUGGAGACCACCCACUGGCGCUCAGAAACCCGUAUUUAUAAAAAUGGUGGAAAGACCCAAACUUGCUGCAGUGUGUGGACAUUAUGAUUAUUAUUAUGCUCAACUUGACCUAUUGAGGCAGAGAGCCCAAGCACCAAGCCACUGCUUUGUUCCUCAAAAAGAUGCUGGAUCUGAGGAGAAUUAUAAUCAGGAAGAGAGUCACACCCCAUCACCAUGUCAAUGGCCUGCUGAAUAUCUUCAUAGGAAAUUUGAAGCUCAGCAAUAUAAGUUGAAAGUGGAAAAACAGCUGGGUCUUCGUCCAUCUUCUGCUGAGCCAUGUCACAACCGGAGAAGUAAUAAAGACGAGCCUAGAUUCCAGGAGCUGCAGCUCAGGAGAAAUGAAAUGAAGGAACAGGAAUAUUGGAAGCAGUUAGAGGAAAUCCGCCAGCAGUAUCACAAAGAUAUAAAGGAAAUCCGAAAGAGGAUGGGGAAUGAACUGGAGGAGGACUCAAAAGUAAGUCAUAGAACCUACUUGGUGAAGAAGAGUAACCUACCCAUCCACCAAGAGGCACCUGAGGAAGACACACCUGUGCAGGAUAUUGAAAGAGACUUGAAACAGAUUAGACUUCAGAACAUAAAGGAAAGUGUAAUUCCAGAACAGAAAUAUAAAGCUAAGAGAGGGGUAAAGUUUGAAAUUAAUUUAGACAACUGCAUUUCUGAUGAAAACACCAUCCAAGAGGAAAAGGCAGUGGAUAUGCUAAAUGAAACUUUGACCUUUGAGGAUGGCAAGAAGUUUAAGGAAUCUAAACGUAUUAAGGACCAUGAAGAUUAUACAGACAAAGCAUUUGAAAAACUCUGUCGCCCAGAAGCAGAAUUGUUCAUUCAGGAGGCUGCAGCUGCAGAAAACAGAAGACAGUGGGAAGCCAGAGCUCCUCAGACUCUGCUGCGGAUGAUGGCAGAGUCUGAAGUCACUUCCACCUGCACCACCAAGCCUGAGGAUGGCCAAGUGAUAGUGAUCGGAGGCGUUCCAGAAAAUAGGAAACAGUGGCGGCAUGAAGCACCAGAAACCUUAAUGAGUGUUUUGGCUGCAGCACAUCUAACAACUAGUUCAUUUUCUGCCAACCAAGGAGAAUUUGUGGGAACUGUUAAAAAAUGGCUUCCUAAAGAAGAUGAGAGGAUGAUGGAAAUGGCUUCUGGCACUGAGGCGGAUGAGGAACAAUUAGAACCAAGAUCAUCGGAUGAUGACGACGACGAUGAUGACACAAAUUUUGGAGAAUCUGAAGAUGAGUUGAGAAAUGAAGUCAUUGAAUCACUGGAAAAACUUGCUACAUCCAAAGAGAAAGAAAAAAGAGAAGAGGCUUCUGGUUCCUCUAAGGAAGAAGAAAAGUUAGAAGAAAGACAGCCAACAAGCAUGCAGAAAUAUGCAGAAAUAAAUGAAGCUAUGAUGACUGUUUCUACUCUGCCUGAUAACAAAAUUUGUAUUGUUGAUGAAGACAAAGAAACAUCAAUAACCAGUCAGAAUACACAAAUGUGAUUAUUGUACUUUUUCUUAAUAAGUUAGUAUCUA